This is a messenger RNA of Epinephelus lanceolatus (giant grouper), 16569 nucleotides long. The record is from RefSeq and is a predicted model, not a curated record. Lineage: Eukaryota; Metazoa; Chordata; Actinopteri; Perciformes; Serranidae.
AACGAAACUUUAGAAGACAUGCGGAAACGCAAACACAUCGGUUCCACACAGCCGGUACAGCGACAGGUCCAGCAGACAUGACCUGUGCGCUUUUCCUUUACGCACCACACACGAACAGCUCGCGACACCGCCAGCUCAGAGAUAACUGAAGUGUGAAGAUGAAGUGUCCUGGUUGUGGCCGUGAUAUUUUGGAGAAUGAUGCCAAUUUCUGCAGCAAGUGUGGCCACAGGCUGUGUGUCCAACCUGCAAACACACAGGACACUGGAGAUCAGCCUAAAUCCUUGGUAGCAGACUCAGAAAGUGCAUCUGAGAAAUCAGUGUCACAGGAAAACGACCCACCUGCGGACGGCAAAGACCCCAAUAAAUCCACCAAACGACCGAACGAUGAGACCACCAGCAACCUAAGGAAAAAGAAAAAAAAGAGGAAGAGGAACAAAAAGAAGAAAGAUGGCAACUUGUCAGCAGACCAAGAGCUGUCCCUUCUCUCCCUCGGAGACAACCAGGGGAAGAAGACGCAGGAUGGAAAAGACUCCUCUGACAGUGAAAGCUCAGAUAAUGCCAUGGAUGACGCACCAGAUUCACUCCACGACGGGCCCUCCUCACUAGAGAACCAGCCUGGUUCUGUAGCCGCUAACAUUCCUGUUGCGCCACCUGAAGAUGCACAAGUCGUUCAGAGUGAAAAGGCUGCUGCCACAGAAGAAGCAGUGACUGCGAUGCAGUCUGAGGAAGCUCCAGGUGACCCAGGUGAGGGAGAAAGCAAUACACCAAGAUCAACUCAGGAUCAGACAAUCGAGACAGCUGACACUCCGACUCCCAUCUCAGAGGAUGGCAAGAGUACGACUUCUCAGGCAGGUUCAGGCAAAGGGACAAAUCCCAUUAACCCUAAAGAUCAAAAGACUGACACGAAAAACGUAAAGAACAAGAAAGACAUGAAAGACACGGCCAAUCAACCUGCGUCGGACCAGAAUGCCAAAAUGGAGACAAAUGUAAAACAGAAAGGACAAAGCAAACAGAAGGGAAAGAGCCAGCUGGAGCAGGAACAGAAGCAGACCGCACCAGCACAACAGAAGAUGGUUUUUGGCCCUCAGUUAUCAUCAAAGGCUGACAGCACAGGCUCCAGUGUGGACCCGGUGGAGACAGGAGGGGACAUGGAGGUUCAGCAGUCUGGGGGCGAGGAGGACUCAACCGCAGCACAAACAUCAGAUGAUGAAAAUGAAAAUAAAGGCAGCAAUAAAGAUAACACAAAAUCCAGUACCCCAGCUGACCCGCCACCCAAAAGGUUGACCAGGAACAACAUCAUCGCCGCACGUGACAGACUCACAAUUUACUUCCACGCAGUUCUCUCAAAGGAUUUUAAGUUUGCUCCAAAUGAAGAUCGUAUCUUCAUCAGGGCUGGCAACCCCAUUGGGAAUUGGAAGGAAGAUACAGUUGAGCUGUUUGUGAGCAGGGAUCUUGGAGAACACGGCUUUCUGGUGGAGGGCAGUCUGCUGACACUCAAAAGUAAAGCUGUAUCUGUGUCGAUACCGUACAAAUACAUUGUCUAUAACAAAAAAAAGGGCAAAUAUGAUUAUGAGUUCAUAUACAAGCUGGAUGCUUCACAACACCCAACUAACAGAUGCUUGUUUGUGAAGUCCCACCUCCUCAAUGAAGAAGGGGACUGGCAUCAGUAUGAUGACAUCAUCUGUGCCGAGCCAUCCAAGAACAUGCUCAAACGCAUCAAAGAAAAGAUCUGGCCUGAUCAAAGGAGGGAUCUGAUUCAAGGCAGAGAGAUCGCAGGGAAAGUGAUGCUGGAGACCAUAUUUGAUCUUCUCAGGACCUGGACCGCCACAAAUUUCAAAAGUUUCCUCAUCCAGCUGGACCAGUUCUUUCAGAUUUAUGGCGACCCUUUUGUGUAUGAGGACACCCAUAAGAAAUGGACCUCCUUAGACUAUGGGAAAGAGGAUGUGAGGAGGAUGAUAAAGGAAUUCAUGCUGAUGAACGUGAUUCCUCAGUUGGUGAAAGAUGGAGAUGGCAAGAUGCUCUUUAUCCAGGAUUCCAUGAGAGCUGCUGUUAUCAUGCUCUAUGUAUGCAAACACCAUGGUAUCAGACUGAAUGAAGGUGAACUCCAUCGGCUCUGCACUGCACUGUGCCUGCCCAGCCUAAACAAAGAUGAGUUCCUUCAGUACUGGGCAGAUUUUACACAAGAUGUCUCUAUUCUUAAAAAUCUGACAGUUCACUUGGCGUCUCUGAUAAACGCUGUAAAAACAACAGGAAUGCCCCGAUGGAUUCUGGUCCUACCGCUCCUCCACCUGCUCAGAGGCAACGUAAAGCCCUUUGAAAUGCUGUCCUUUGGAAACUUAAAGUACGGCCUAUCCUGGGCAGGUUUGCAAGGCCUGGAAAUGAACACCUCAGCACACAUGAGCAGUCAAGAGAGGAAGGCACUGGUGAAUCUGAUGAAAAGCCACAGUCACUUGAUGAACGUGGACGCACUUUUGGUGCGAUCCUGUUCGUACUUGAUGCCACUUGACGAACUUAUGGAGUGUAUCAUCAACAUCAACACUGAGCUUUUGGACAUACUUCAAGUUUUCACUUAUAAGACUCCUGCGGAUAUUACAAGCAGUAAUGUCCAGACAGUGUCUGCCAUUCUCUCACAUAUCCAAGAAAACCUCAUUGAAGAAAAAUACAGUCCUUUUACCGAGGUUUAUAGGAGAGAAUGCCUUGCAACAGCAGUGAGACUGUUAGAGAAGCUCUGCAAAGGAGUCAAACAGGCAUCCUAUACCCAGAACUACACUGAUAUUCCUGUAGCGUGCAUGAAUCUGGUUGCGUCAGUGUCAGAUUUUGUUCACUGUAACAAACAACAGGAGACUCCAGAAGGGGAAAGAGAAGAACGAAAUGCAAAAGACUUGGUGAUCUCUCAGGCGAUGGUCAUUAUGAGAGACUGGAUCAGUGUGUCCUUCAGACAGAGUCUGCUCAAAAAGGGUUGGUCAUCCAUGUUACGAGAUGAGACCAAAGCAGAAAUUGAGAUUUGGAACAACAUCAUUUCUGUGCAAUUCAAAGAUGAAGAGUGCACAAAAAAAUGGAGACAGACAUUCAUAAUGGAUUUUGAGGGCAAGUACAGACAGGAGUCUGCUGUGGAUCAAAUUGAAUUCUACUGCACAAAGAUAGAGGAACUCAGUGAAUCCCAUCCACACAUUGCUGCUAGUAUUGAGAGGUGUGCUCUUGAGGCCGUUACAUCUUUGUGCCAGACUAAGUCUGAGGGAAGGCUGUUUGAGAGGUUCAAGAUAAACUGGAAGUUCGGGAAACUCAUCUCAGCGAUUAUCCAAAAAUCCUGGCCGAAGGAUCGUCAAGGAAAUUUCCAGGAAGAUGAAGAAUUGGUCCUUCAGCACCUCCUCUCCUGGACUGCCGCCAAAGACAUUUUCCAACUGCAUGGCGCAGACGAAAAGCUGAUUGAGAAGCUCUCUCAAGAUGCCAGGGACAGAAUUGCUAUAGCCAUAUCAUCAUUCACAGCCAUCAACAAUCAACUGGUCCACGGAGGCAUUAAGAUCAGCCUGCUCAAUAUCAUUUUGGACAAGAGAAAUGCCUUCUUAGAUCUGCUGAAGAUUGAUUGCCUCUCUGAGAAAGAACAAUACAAGGAUAAUGCCAAAAUGAGGAGGCUGUUACAGUGCAGAGAGGAUGAAGUGAAAGCUGUGUACCAUGAGAAGGAGCUUGUGGACGUCUUCUUAACAAUGAGCCACAAACUUGAGGAACACAUGACAGUUGACGUUGCCGACAUGGAAGAGAGACAGCAGGUCAACGUCGAGAUUAAACCCCUGAACUGUUUCAUGGAGGUUCAUCCAUUUGACCGAGUUCCUUCACCCAUGGCUGGUAUUGUCACCUACUUUGAUCUGAGUGAAGAUACCAGACACAUGGCAGAGAUCCUGUUCACCUUCAGAGACAGCUAUAUAUUCAAAGUGUGUUGGGAGAAACAAGCCAAAUGCGUGGCCACUGAAGAAAUGGAAGAUGAGAACCCUGACCAACAUGAAGUAGUGGACAUUAUGGCAACACCAGAAAUGAUACAUGAUAACAUUUUCGAGCCUUGCUUUGCUGAUUACAAAGACAUCUACACUUGUCUGAAGAAUGGCAGCAUAAGGCUUGAGGAGGUAAAUCAGCUCUUCAGAGAUUACAAGGGCAAGUACGAUGAGCUUGCACAGGACCUGGACAUCAUGUGCAGAGUUGAUAAAUCCAUCGACAAACAGUGGAUCUACAGCAGGGUUCAACAGAUCGAGCAGUAUCACGAACUUCAUCUAGCUGUGGCUUCAGCUCAGAUUAUCAUGAUGGUCAAAGAGACUCUUCGCCUUCAAGGGGACUUCAGGGUUCUGGAGACACUCACAGAAGCUAAUCAUGCUGACUUUCAGAGAGAGCAGCUCAACCGGAUUGACAAUGACUUGAUGCAGGCAAAGAUGGUCCUGGUUGACAUCACCGAACCUCGCAGACUGUGCCUACAGGAGCUGGGACUCAGAGGACACUUUGUAAAAUGGGUAAAAGAUGCACUUGAAGAUAUCAAUGAGUUGAAGGUGUUCGUUGACCUGGCUUCCAUCUCGGCGGGAGAGAAUGACAUGGACGUGGAUCGUGUCGCUUGCUUCCAUGAUGCUGUCCUCGGCUACUCUUCAAUGCUAUAUGAGCUCAAACCAGACUCUGGUUUUCCUGUCUUCAAAGAGGUGCUCAAGAAGCUCUGGAGAGCUUUGGAGAAUGACAACAAUCUACCAAAAAAACUGCGGGACAGUGCACGCCAUUUGGAAUGGCUGAAAACCGUGAAGGACAGUCAUGGGUCAGUGGAGCUGUCAUCUCUCUCUUUAGCAUCAGCCAUCAACAAUAAGGGGAUCUACCUGAUCAGUGCACAAAAUGUGAAAAAGCUGAACCUUGACACCGCCCUGAAGCUGCAGAUUCCAGAGGAGCAUGAUGAAGGUCAGCAGAUGCGUGGCUAUUCUCUGGAGGACCUGCGGGAGCUGCAGAACAAGCUCAUGCUCAUGUCUGGGAAAGGGGAUCAAGGGCAGAAUGAAGUUGAUCACUUUGCAGAGGUUUUUGCCAGUGUUCAAAGGCUAGCUGAGGCAUUCAUUGCCCUCUACAAUGCUGGGAAUCCUCUGUUCAGACACUGGGAAGCACAAAUCCACUGCUGUUUAAGCAGCGAAGAACCCAGUAUUAUGAUGGACUUCAACCUAGACAGUGUUGUUGGUGUUGUCAUUGCGGAGGGCAGCAUAGAGGAGCAGCUUCCUGACCUUUGCAGGAAAAUGGAGAAAUGCCUGGACUAUUGGAUGAAUUUUGUGGACAAACAGAGGUCCCAGCAUUACUAUCUGAACUACUAUACGGCUGAACAGAUUGUCUACCUCUGCAGCAAGCUGACUCAGCGAAAUGUGAUCAAUGUGGAGGACCAAGUUCUCAUGAUGCUCUCCUUUGUCAAGCCAAAUUGCACAGCCUCAGACUUGAGGCAGGUCUGGCAUGCACUCCAGUAUGAGAUCCUCACUAAACCACAAGAGCAAAAUGAAGACAUUGAGUUUCAGACUUUUGUUACGGUGCCAAGAAGUGAGCUUGGAGGUGCAGACUUCGACAGUGAGUUGGACUCUCUGCUAAGUCUUGUGGAACAAGCAAAUGGUUUGCAGAAAUUUGAUCUGAUAUGGAAUGCCUAUAUGAAAGACAUGAAGAACUAUCUUCCCCACAUCCUCGAUAUAAGAAGUCUUGGAAGACUGCUGGAAAUACUGGCCAACAAAGAAGAUGAGAGUGACAGAGGCGAAAGCGAAGAGGACAUUUCUGAUGACAACACUGGGGAUUUCAUACAGAGGAAGCUACCUCAAGGCCUGGCCAUAGGAAAUCCAAACCUCAUUGUUUGCCCGCACGAUGAGGUCUUGACAUCUUGCAUCUCCAUUUACAUGAGUAGCAAAGACGAGACACUUCCCACCUAUGACGAAGUCCUCCUGUGCAACUCAUCAACACCAUACGAACAAGUGGAGCUAUUCCUCAGACGCUGUCUGAGCACAGGCUACAGGGGGCAGAAGAUAUACUUUCUACUGUAUGGAGAUCUGCUCUCUUAUGAUGUGAGCUCCAAAGUUGAGAACUUUUUUCAGCGAAUGAAAAUGCGGAGCAGGAAAGACUACAGACUUGUUAUCAUCUGCAGCUCGGAAAGAGAACAUGCCUACCUUCCUUCAGCCUUCAGCCAGUACAGAUUGCACAUGGUCCCACAGGAGCCACUGGCGAGGAUCCAGAGGUACCUUCACAACCACUAUGUUGUCCCAGCAGAUCAAGACAGUGCAGCAGCUGUAUUCAAAGACCGACUGUGCGUUGGUGUCAUCUCAUCCAAAAGGGCUGGUGUUGGUAAAUCUCUCUACAUCAAGAGGCUGUAUGAAAAACUGAAGCACUCAACCAAAAAGCCUUCAAUGAUGAAAUGCAUCCCCUUGAUCGAACCAAAUGUUGAUGAGAAUGUUAUCGUCCAGUCUCUGUUGAACACCCCCAAGAGGAAAGAACUCAUGAUGUUCCACUUUGACAUCACAUCAUCGGUGCAGAGAGGUCUCCAUGAGUUUCUUUUCAAGUUGCUGAUUCUGCGUUAUUUGAUGGACUCUGAGGGAAAGACAUGGAAGUGCAGUGACAAGCACUUGUAUGUCAUUGAAAUUUUAGAGCCAACUAUCAUGUCAACCAGAAAUACUCCACGACAGGCUCAUAAUGUGAACAGCACGUUCACAGAAGUGUUUCCAAAUAUUUUCUGCCGACCACCUAAAGAGGUGCUAAUGCUAGAGAUGAGCAAGCAAGAAAAUCCUACCAUUGUAAGCACUGAUGACCCACUGAUGGAUGAUAAAGAAUUCAGGAGUGCAGCCUUUCAGCGGCCAUACCAGUAUCUUACACGAUUUCAUAACCACAUUGAUCUUGAUGUGUUCACAUAUCAGGGGGUUGAAGGGUCUCAUGUUGAAUGUCUUCAGAUGUUUCUCAUGUUCUGUGGCAUUAUGGAUCCAUCCUGGGCAGAACUGAGAAAUUUUGCAUGGUUUCUGAACCACCAGUUGCAAGACUGUGAGACAUCCGUUUUUUGUGAUGCCACUUUCACUGGAGACACGCUUGCUGGAUUCAAAACCUUUGUGGUGGACUUCAUGAUUCUGAUGGCAAAGGACUUUGCCACUCCAUCACUCAGCAUCUCAGACCAGAGUCCUGGCAGGCUGCAGAUGGACCUGACUAAUGUCCGGGAUGAAGACCUGGCUCCUUUCCUGAUCAGAAAGAGAUGGGAAACAGAACCACAUCCAUACAUCUUCUUUAAUGAUGACCAUGUGUCCAUGACCUUCAUUGGUUUCCAUCUUCAGCCCAAUGAACAGAACUUUGUUGAUGCCAUUGAGCCCACCUCUGGAAGGGUAAUAAAAAAGAAUGUCAUGACAAGGGCGUUGUAUGAAGGCCUAAACCUACAGAAAGUACCUUUCAACAUCGACUUUGAUCGCCUUCCAAGAGGGGAGAAAAUAGAGCGAAUCUGCAAUGUUCUUGGAAUCCAGUGGCCUCUUGACCCCGAUGAAACAUAUGAGCUUACAACUGACAACAUACUGAAGAUGCUGGCAAUCCAUAUGCGGUUCAGGUGUGGCAUCCCUGUCAUUAUCAUGGGAGAGACAGGGUGUGGCAAGACGAGACUCAUCAAAUUCCUUUGUGAGUUGCGGAGGAGUGGAGUGGCUACCGAGAACAUGAAACUGGUCAAGGUACAUGGAGGGACAACUUCGGAGAUGAUUUACACCAAAGUCAGAGAAGCAGAAGACAUAGCUGCUAUUAACAAGCAAGACUACGGAUUUGACUCUGUUCUUUUCUUUGAUGAGGCCAACACUACUGAGGCCAUCAGCAGUAUUAAGGAGGUUCUCUGUGACAAGACAGUCAAGGGCGAACCUUUGACACCCAACUGUGGGUUGCAGAUUAUCGCAGCAUGCAACCCUUACCGAAAACACACAGAUACGAUGAUUGAGAGGUUAGAAGCUUCUGGCCUUGGAUACAGAGUUCGAGCUGAAGAGACAGAUGAAAAGCUUGGGUCUAUCCCUCUCCGGCAGUUGGUCUACAGAGUUCAAGCAUUACCACCAAGCAUGAUCCCUCUCGUGUGGGACUUUGGACAGCUCAACGAUCACACAGAGAAAAUAUACAUCCAGCAGAUUGUACAAAGAGUGGUUGAAAACAGAGCAAUUGAUCAAAGUUACAUCAAGUGGAUCACUGAUGUCCUCUCAGCUUCACAGAAGUACAUGCGGACAAGAAAAGAUGAAUGUAGCUUUGUCAGCCUGAGAGAUGUCGAACGUUGCAUGCAGUCUUUUGUUUGGUUCUACAACAACCACGUCAUGUUCUUUGCAGAGCUUGAAGACUUUGAGAGUAAUCAAAAUGCAGAGAAGAGUGAACGGCAUCACAGACAACCUGAGGUCAGAGAUCCUGUGCUCUGGUCUCUGGUCAUGGCCAUAGGAGUGUGCUACCAUGCCUGUCUGGAAAAUAAGGAUAAAUACAGACAGAAAAUCAGCAAAAGCCUACCACCACUAUACAGCCCAAUGAAGGUGAUGCAGGAAAUCACACUCAUGCAAGAUUUACUUCUUAGUGGCGUGCCAAUGGGGGAUACUAUUGCAAGAAACAGUGCCCUCAAAGAGAAUGUCUUCAUGAUGGUUCUCUGCAUUGAGCUAAGAAUCCCUCUCUUCUUAGUUGGAAAACCUGGAAGUUCCAAAUCCCUGUCUAAAACUCUGGUGGCAGAUGCAAUGCAGGGCCAAGCUGCUCAUUCGGACCUCUACAAAAAGCUCAAACAAGUCCAUUUGGUGUCCUUCCAGUGUAGCCCUCACUCAACCCCAGAAGGCAUCAUUAAUACGUUCAAGCAAUGCGGACGCUUCCAGGAAGGAAAGAACCUGGAUGAGUACAUUUCAGUUGUGGUUCUUGAUGAGAUUGGGCUGGCUGAGGACUCUCCAAAGAUGCCACUGAAAACUCUUCAUCCACUGCUAGAAGAGGGAUGCAUUGAUGAUGAGCCACUACCACACAAGAAGGUUGGAUUCAUUGGCAUCUCAAACUGGGCUUUAGACCCUGCAAAGAUGAAUAGAGGCAUUUUUGUCUCCCGUGGUGACCCUGAUGAGAGGGAACUCAUUGAGAGUGCUAAAGGCAUAUGCAAAUCUGAUGCAAUGGUUUUGGAGAAGGUCAGGGAUUUCUUCCAACCCUUUGCAAGAGCCUACUUGAACAUCUGCCGCAAACAAGGCAAAGGCUUUUUUGGCCUUCGUGACUAUUACAGCUUGAUUAAGAUGAUUUUUGCAGUGGCAAAAGCUUCUCAAAGACGGCCCACUGCAGAGGAAACCGUGAAGGCUGUGCUGAGAAAUUUCAGUGGCAGGGAUGAAGUGGACGCAGUUAAGGUCUUUACCAAACGACUGCAGAUUGCACCCAACCUGGAGAACAUCAGUGCCAUUGAGUUUGUGAGAGAAAACAUUCAGGCAGUUGGACAAGAAGAAGAAUGUAGGUACCUGCUGGUGCUAACAAAAAACUACGCAGCCCUACAGAUCCUGCAGCAAGUCUUCUUUUCAGAAAGUGGUCAGCCAGAGAUAAUCUUUGGAUCCAGUUUCCCAAAAGACCAAGAGUAUACCCAAAUCUGCCGCAACAUCAACAGAGUAAAGAUCUGCAUGGAUACAGGUCAAACAGUUGUGCUGCUAAACUUGCAGAACCUCUAUGAAAGUCUCUACGAUGCCCUCAACCAAUACUAUGUCUGCUUGGGAGGACAGAAAUAUGUUGACCUUGGACUGGGAACCCACCGUGUGAAAUGCCGGGUGCACAAAGACUUCCGACUAAUUGUCAUUGAGGAAAGAGAGGUGGUGUACAAACAGUUCCCAAUACCUCUCAUCAACAGGCUGGAGAAACACUACCUGGACAUCCACACUGUCCUUAAAACUGAGCAGAAGAGGUUGGUGGAUGAAUUGGAGAAAUGGUUGAGGAUUUUUGUGUCUCUCAGCAGUCAACACGCAGCAGCAGCAGCUCAGGUUUACAAGUACCAGCCACCAGACGUCUUCAUUGGCUACCACUCGGACACUUGUGCUUCUGUGGUACUUCAAGUAAUAGAGAAGCAGAAGGACAGUUUGGACAUCUCAGAUCCUGAGAGGAGAAUACUGGAUGAGGCUAAACUCAUUCUGCUCAGAUGCGCCACACCAGACUCAGUUGUGCGGUUGGACUGCACAGGCCUUCCCAAAGUGGAGAGUGAAAACCUGGCCAGGGUCUACUUUGAAGAGCAAAAUAACAGCUGCUUGGCGGACUUCAUUCUUGCUCACACAAGGCAGGAAGUCCAUUGCUACUCCUCCUUCACAGAGGUGACAACAUUCUCCAGACUCCUGACAGCAUCUGACCUGGAACCUUUGGAGCAAGUGCUGCAUAGUGUUGAGCUUCUCUCACUCCAGCAGUUUGACACAGAGCACUCCUUCCUGAAGAAGAUCAGAAACGUCCUCACUGCUGAAAAUGGAAACCGCAACAUUGGACCCUGCAACAAGAUUCUCCUCAUUCAGAGUGAUUUUGAUGAAGCCUCUCAUAGUGCAAAUCUCAUUGCAUCUGCAAAGUAUUCAUCCAUCAAUGAAAUCAACAAGCUAACUCAGGAGAGCAUGGGAAGCAGGGUGUUUGUGUACUUUAUCACCAGACUGCCAAGAAUGGAAGGUGGGACCUCCUACAUCGGCUUUCAUGGAGGCCCUUGGAAAUCAGUUCACAUUGAUGACCUCAGACGGUCAAAAGACAUCGUUUCAGACAUCAAAGCCUUGCAAAACAUGACAAUCUGUCAAAUGUUUGAAGCAAAGACGAGUCGGCCUGAUGCCAUGGAGGUGGAUGACAUGUACACUGAGAAUGAGCAGGAGGAGGCAGAGGCAGAGGAAAAUGGCUGGGAUAACGUUGUGGACACUACAGCACUGGUGCGGAGCUGUGUGCAGAUUGCAGUAGGCAUGCUCAGGGACCAGAUGGAAAGCGGCUUCCGCAGUACUCGGAGAGUUGAGAUUCUGCUGAUGCUCCUCAAUGACAGUGACGAAAUAAAAGGUGAAUUUCUACAAACUGUGAAGAGGCAUCUUCACUCAUUGCUGGCGACUAACGAGGGCAACGCCUUCUCAGCCAUCAAAAGCAACUGGGUCAUGAAGGAGGCCUCAAACAUUGAUGCCUUGCAAGAAGGAGGUACCUUUAGGCACACCUUAUGGAAGCGUGUUCAGGCUGUGGUGAUCCCCCUCUUGGCACAACUGGUUUCAGUCAUUGACCGUGACCAGAACUUGGACAUCCUGCUUGAUAGAAACUGUGGUGAACAUGUCAAGAGGCUGUGGUUAGACAUCUUUGGCAAUGUUAAGCUGCUGAAAAUCCCACGCCUAACGAUGGACCACAACUCAGAGACAAGAACAGUCCUUGUACAGAACUACAUUGCCCAAAACAGGAAUGUAAGCUGCAGCAUGCCCUUCAGCUGGAGGAUCAAGGACUACCUGGAAGAACUCUGGGUUCAUGCGCUUCAGCAUGAAGGCCACACUCAACAAGAGUUUGAUGAGUUCUUUUGGAAGACACCACUGGGACCAUACAUUAUGAAAGCAGACCAAGAGAUCCAGACAGAGUUUUUCCAGCGCUACCUUCAAGACUUCAUCUACAUGACAAUGAAUGUGACUUGUCAGGAAGAUCUGCAGCUCCUCUCUGGCGCUCUGAAUUGUUGCGUCAAUGAGCUGCGAUUGCAGCUCAAUGCUACAGAUAUGCCGACAUCGCUUGCAUGGGUCCAUGCUGCUUAUCACGAGUUCAAGAACAGACUGCAGAACCUCUCCAGGAUGAUCUGCAUCGAGCCCCAAGUCACCCAGCACCUCUUGCAGAAUCAUCAUACAAGAGACGGGGUUGAACUGGUACUCGAUGUGUACGCUGCCUUUGCAUGUGUGGAGUACCUGGAGCCUCAGCUCCUUAACACAGAUGCCCAACGACAAGCCUGGCUCAGACAGGUCAAAAAACUCCAGGUUCCCAUUGAGCUGAUCUGCUCAGAAGACAGUGUGAGACGCUAUGGCGAGAGGAGCAAGGCGAUGGUCUGCAGAGUCCAAGCUGGAUGGAAUCGCAUAUUCACCCUCUCGCUCUUUGUGGAACACAUGCUGUUGGGCAUUGAGCAAUUAGAGAAGAAGCUGACGCCUUUACUUUUGGAGCAUACAAGAGGUCUUUGCCAGAUACUGGAAAAGAAUUCAGACCUCAAAACUCAGCGGUCAUUUGAGGCAGUAAUCGGUUUGCUCAAAGCUUGCAAAGAUGGAGCCGUUGAACGCAUCUUCAAGUUUGGGCUUAAACUAUGCCCAGUGUGUAUGGGAGACCCACAAGACCCGCUCUGCCUGCCAUGUGACCACAUCUAUUGUGUAGCCUGUAUCAAACAGUGGCUGAUCCCCGGUCAGAUGUACUGUCCCCUGUGCAUGCAGCCAGUUAACGAUGACUUCCCCAUGUUUCCUUCAGAUGCCAUAAGGGUUCUCGUCAACCGACACGCUCAGUUCAGGAAGCAGUGCAACGCUUUCUUCAUCGAACUGGUGUCCACUGUGUGCUUCAAGGACAACUCUCCCCCCUCUUCGGCUGUCAUUGUCCAUCUGCUGUCCUUCCUCAUGGUCGAGGCCAACACUGUUCCCAUUCUCCGAAUUAAUCGACAAGUGUUGACAAAGGUGCUCUCUCCGUUUGAUGACUCUGUGGAUAAAAAUCCAGUGGUCCGGUCAGUAGUGCUCAAACUCCUGCUGAAGUACAGCUUUGAUGAGGUGAAAGAGUACCUGCAGCAGCAUCUGGUGGCAGUUGAGCAGAGCAACAUCUUGGAGGAGACGGACAAAACUGAGCUCUACUUGUUGUACAUCAACUGCCUGGAGGACUCCAUGUUUGAAAGGUUGCAGUUCAGGUCCGUCGCAGACCAGCAGGUGUGUCUGCAGGAUGAAAGUGCCUUCCUGACCGACUACCUGCAAUCACAUGGUCAGUCUGCUGAAGCAGCCACUGUGGAGUAUCUACAGCAGUUGGCCAGAGUGCGUAUGGACCUGGAUAUGGCUGCAAGCCUCAUUAUGGAAAAACUCAGAACCGCAGAGGCUGGUCAAAGUGGAACCACAGCCUUCCUGACCAGUGUGGUGAACUUGUGUAGGCGCAGUAGAAACGACUGGUAUCGUGUCUACGUGAUCCGUAAGAUCUGCAGCCAGCAUGGAGUGGAGUUUGUCCUGAAACUCCUCAAAAAGGAAGAAAUGCGUUGGCUCUUCCCUGAAGAAGUGCUGCAAAAGAGUGAAGAAGCCACCCCAACAGACCAGUAUCUUGUGUGUGGGGAAGACUACAAGACCAUCAGAAACGCUGUGGCAAAGGGAGUUAUGGAGGGCAAAAUGGAUGGACUGGAUGAGACUUGCAAGGGGUGCCGAUGUUUACCACAGUGUACAACAGUUUAUCUUCUAUUGGCACUGUACAGAGAAGUCACCACUCUCUACAGAGAAGCCAAUGUCAGCUUCCAUCCCAAGCUUGAGCAAUUGGAAGCCCUGAUGGGUUACAUCGAAAACUCAAAAGUCCUUGCCAGCCCGCAGAUGAAGGCCUUUGCUAGGGGUCUGGUGACCAACAACCUCGAGCUGUUGGAUGUUCGUCCGGGUGCGUCUGGUGCCCGUUGUGUGUUGGUGGACUUAGCUAUUCACCUGGCUGCUGUCUUGCUCUGCGGGAACCAGGGGAUCUUAGCUCCCCUGCAGCAGCUGGCAAUGGCUCCUGCCAACAUGCAGGCCGCCUUCUUGCCUAGCAUGCCGGAGGACAUGUUAGCAGUGGCUCAAAAAGCUAUGGGGCAUUUGCAGUGGUACCGUUGUCCAAAUGGUCACCCCUGCACCAUUGGAGAGUGUGGCCAGCCCAUGGAGAAAAGUCACUGUGUGGACUGUGGUGCUGAGAUUGGAGGAGACAAUCACAGGCCUGUGCAGGGAUUUCAAGUUACUGGCCUGCAGGGUGACCGCACUCAGACAGGCCACAUCCUCGGCGACCCCAGCCGCAGGGACAAUCCGGACAUGCUGGACACAAAGAGCAUUUCUCCUGUUCCCUUCACGAUGGUCCGCAUGCUCACUCACAUGGCCAUGCUGCUCGGCGCCUGCAACCACCCACAGUCCAUCUCUACAAUCAUCAAGCCACCAGUCCCUGACACAGGUGCUUUUCUACUUGCGCACCUGCGAAAGGACCUAGAACAUCUCAUCAGGUCCCUGGGUAAAGGCACUGACGACACAGUCAGCGCUGUUCACCUGCUCAUCAGCAGCCUCAUGGUGCCCAAACAACAAACAUGGCCUGCUCCUUAUGACAAUGUGCUCUCCACCAAAGAGGCUAGAAAUGGAUGGGAGAUGGAAGUGAGCAACAUCAUCAUCACACCUCAGUUGAAGCACUUGGAUAGGCAGCUAAAGGAAGUGAACACAUUCAUCCGGGCUGACUCCCGCAUCUCUGCCAAUCCAAUCAUGAAGCUCAUGUUCGGAGAACCUCGUCUCUUCCUGGCGUCACUUCCCCAAAAUUCACUGAUCCAUGGUUCGGCUGUUUGGAGCUGCAGGGAGAAAGUGUCUCUGCUGAGUCUCACCCACAUUGUGGAGCAGAAUGACGGCAAAGACACUCUGCCGGUGCUCUGGAGAUUUCUGCAUAGGGAAGCAGAGGUCCGACUGGUGAAACACCUUCCUGACAUCCUCACGCUCCAGAGAGAUCUGGUCAAGAAGUUCCAAAACAUCACCGAUCUGACUUGUGGCACCAUUGCUGAAUUCCUCCAGAGUCAGAAAGCAGUUUCGCUGAAAGCCUGGUAUGAUAAAUACAUCAAAAUCUUCCUGACAACCUGGAAUCAGCUCCGAGUGUCGUUGGCAACGAACGGUGAGAUCAAGAUCCCGGCGGAUUUCUGCCAGAAGGACCUGGACGUCAACACUGACUUCAAGGUGCUGUUGCCGCGGCGACAAGGCCCAGGCCUGUGCUCCACAGCCCUUGUCAGCUACCUCAUCGCCCUGCACAAUGACCUGGUCUACUGUGUGGAUAAGCACACUGGAGAGGAGACCAGCUACAAAGUGAGCCCUGCAGAUCUGACUGACCUGCACGUGAUUCGGUACGAGCUGGAGAGGGACCUGAUGCCUCUGGUUCUGUCCAACACCCAGUACAGCAUUGAGAGAGGCCAGGAAACCCUUCAUGAGUAUGACCUGCCCAAGAUCCAGCAGCAGAUCGUCUCUCGCUUCUUACAGGGCAAACCACUCAUCACUCUCAAUGGCAUUCCAACACUGGUGAACAGACAUGACCGCAACUAUGAGGUUAUCCUAAAGGAUGUAAAAGCAAAAGUCCAGCAGGAGCCUCUUCAGACUCUCACCCUGUUCACCGUGGCUGGGGAGCUGCACUCCUACAGCGAGGUGUGCGAGGCCUUGUCCACACUGGAAGUAGCCCUCGGUUUCCUUGCCAUGACUGGGGGAGAGCCUCACAUGCAGCUGUCCAGCUACCUGGAGGAGGUGCUGCAGAUGGGAAACCAGAUGGCUCCGCAUAUCCUCAAGGCCCUGAGCAUGUGCUGUCUGAAGCACUGUGUGGCUCUGUGGCAGCUGCUGGCCUCACUCAAAUCAGAAAAUAUGCUGCGGCUCAAGAGGGAUCCAUUUGUGGAAGUCUCAGAGAAGUACAAACAGGCCCUGAGUGAGGACAAGCACAGGCUGCUGACUGGCUUCUUUUCUAAGAGCAGUGCUGACACAUUCCUGCUGGAGAUGCACGAGUUCCUGGUGCUGGUCCUUAAAAAGCCCGAUGCACCUGACACCUACAGGCCUGACUGGAGCCUGAAAGACACACUGGUGUCUUACAUGGAGCGCAAAGACCUGGACAUCCCCCCUGAUGUGGAGGAGCUCUUCCCAGAAGCGAUCUGUCUGUCCCAGUAUGUUGAAGCCUGGAAGUUCAUCAUGGCCUUCAAACAGGAGCGCAGCCAGAGACAAUAACGUCAAACCCCACAGAUGAAGUUUACAAUCAUGGUGAAUUGACAGUAUUGAAUCCGUAUGAAUGUGUGAUAUGUUCUGUGUUUUACACAUAUUUAUGCAGAGACGUGCCUUUUUUAGCACAAAUGGUAAGCUUCACAGUGCCACAGAAUAAGUGUGCAGGAUUUUUUUUUUUAUUAUUAUUUGAUCUUGUUUUGUAUUUUCUAUUUUCCUGAGCACCAACAUGUACGAUUUCCGUACAGUUGAAAGUCUUCUUUCUCGCACUUUACUUGUAAUGUGAAUAAGUCUGUCUUGAAGAGGCAGAAAAAUAAUCUGAAUUCUACUCAGGUACAAAUGUGGAAUAACUAGGGUCUGAAAAUAACACUGACCGAAGUCACUUUAUCAAGUAUAAUGUGUCUUUUCUCUUUCUCACUUGGCUGGUUUCUCAUUUUCAUUCCUCUUUUGAAUCAGUGUUUAUUCAUGUUUUGUUGUGGCUAUGCAAACUUUGCACUUGCCUUUCUUCCACUUUUUAAAGUCACUGUCCAGAAGUUUCCUUCAACUUAUUUCUCUUUUACAUUCCAGUUUUUCUUUUUUUUUUUUAAACUCAUCAUGUAAUGUUGAGCAUAUUUACAGAAUACAAUAUACCCUUAUUGUCUUACUUGCCCAUUUAGUAUAGUUUUUUUUGGUUAAGUGUGUGUGGUAAUUCAAACUGCUUCCAAUAAAGUGGAGCUGUCACCUUUUG